Molecule: messenger RNA, 1881 nt
Organism: Notothenia coriiceps (black rockcod)
Lineage: Eukaryota; Metazoa; Chordata; Actinopteri; Perciformes; Nototheniidae
Product: mitogen-activated protein kinase kinase kinase 7-like
Exons: 3
Coding region: 292-621 (109 amino acids)
Biological process (GO): JNK cascade; positive regulation of canonical NF-kappaB signal transduction; immune response
Molecular function (GO): MAP kinase kinase kinase activity
Source: RefSeq, a predicted model, not a curated record
CACUUUUUACUAUCUCUUAUUUUGUUGUCAUCUUCUAUUUGUGCUUGUGAACCAUCUUUGAGCGUUAUGAGAAGCGCUAUAAAUGUGAUGUUGAAGCAGUUUUAAAAGUGUAGAAUUGGAGGGUUAAGGAUUUUGUGCCUAGCUUAUGCACUGUAUUAGCUUUUCAUAGUAUUCCUCACAUGUAGCCCUUGUUAAUGUUAGUGUUGUGUCCCUGCUGUGGAUCAGUGUGUUUACCAGCGACCUGUCCCUGUGUUUCAGCCCCUGGCUCCCUGUCCUAACUCCAAAGAGUCCAUGGCGGUGUUUGAGCAGCACAUCAGCAUGGCUCAGGAGUAUUUAAAAGUCCAGUCAGAAAUCACUCAGCUCCUCCUAAAGAAAUGGUCCAGUGUUUCCUCAGCUAAAGGAGAUUAUAACGGAAGCAUUCCUUUCCUAUCAUCAUGGCUGACACUGAGAGAGAGCCUGAUGUCGGAGCUGGAGCAGGAGCAGAGGGAGCAGCAGAGCUCCUCUCGCCUCAUCCAGGAGCACGGCAAGCUGCUGGAGGACAACAGCAGCCUGUCUGCCUACUGCCAGACCCUAAGGGGCAAGCUGAGCCUGGUCCAGAGCCAGAACCAGCAGCACAGUUAGGGCUCGCCUCCGCUGCUAACCAAUGAGAGGACUCACUCCAUGAACUGAGCAUACAGUAGGGAAGCCCGUUAACGCAUCAAAAAAAGGAUAACUGGUUACGAAGUGGGUCCAACACUGGCUCAAACAGACUUCCACUUUAGGAUUUCUUUUGUUUUAAAUGUUUAAAACUUGUAUUUUUUUUAGGUACAAUUCUGAUCUUAUGUUCAAAGCAAACAUUUACAAUCAUUUCAGUUGAUCUUUAAAAGAAAUACCGUAUUUUAGUUUUUUUAGAUCAUGACAUUUAAACAACAUUUUAAAACACUACGUCCAUGUCUGGGCCUCAUACAUUUUAUGACCAUAACAAGUUAUAUGAAAUUUGACAUUUCACGUUUGUGUUUGUAUUUUGAUAAUAUGUUCAAAGCAAACAUUUCCAAUAUUUUCAGUUUGACUUUAAAAUAAAUAUGAGCAACUUUUGUUCUUCUUAGAUCAUGAAAUGUAAACAAAAACAAAAGAAGCUACUAAAUCCACGUCUGGGCCUCCGUACAUCUUCUGACUAUGAAAUCGAAUGUUCUUAUUGAUAUUACAUGUUGGUGAUGGAAUGCUGGGACCAAGGACACCCAUAUGAACUCUGAAAUGGAACCAAAGGUGUCAUGUGGUGGGAGGGGGAGGGGGGGGAACUUGCCUUGCCUUAUAGCCAGUGAGUGUUAUUUUUGGUGUAUUUUUUUUUAGAAAAAGUAACAAUUUGUAAAUUCUUACUUUUCUAUAUUCAGUUGAUCACACCCGUUGUAUUGUGUUUGAUGAAAAAAGGAAGGGAAUUGUGGGCCGUAUCAUUUUAAACCAAUUUGACUGUGAAUACAAGCCUUACCAAAGGCUUUCUGCUCCAGAGACACGGUGCCUCGGAGCCAGAGGAGAGCUUUGUUAACGGCUGUUUGAAAUGGAAAUAAGUGUAGAAUAAUGAACCUGACACACAUUUCUCUAUCUGUUUAACUUUCUUUUUACACAGUUAUAUUUCACGGAAUUAUAUUAACAUUAUUCUGCACUGCACUUAUUUGGGUGAAAGAAAGCACGUGUUUGAGUGUCACUUGGUGCUUUCACUGACCGUGGGUUACUAUGGGAUGGAUUGGUCAUUUUAAUUCAUUUCUUCAGACGGUGCCUAAGGAUUGUUCCUGUACAGUUCAUUUUUUUCAUCUCAGUUUAUUUUAUAAAACAUUUGUCCUGUGAUUUUAAAAAUGUACAUACUGCAAUAUAUGCUUUUAGAAAGUAAAAACAAGGUUUGUACGA